This is a messenger RNA of Pelmatolapia mariae (spotted tilapia), 5007 nucleotides long. It is a transcript of the gene cpne1, whose product is annotated as copine I. Gene Ontology annotation, cellular component: plasma membrane. NCBI's taxonomy places the organism in Eukaryota, Metazoa, Chordata, Actinopteri, Cichliformes, Cichlidae. Gene Ontology annotation, molecular function: calcium-dependent phospholipid binding. The record is from RefSeq and is a predicted model, not a curated record. The coding region runs from base 171 to 1778 and encodes 535 amino acids. Gene Ontology annotation, biological process: positive regulation of tumor necrosis factor-mediated signaling pathway; cellular response to calcium ion; regulation of canonical NF-kappaB signal transduction. The transcript has 16 exons.
UUUUACUAGAAAUCCUGAUAAACUGGUCAGAUAACGUUCGGUGAGCUCUUUAGUGUGUUUAACAGAAAAAACAAGGUGUAGUUUCCUUUCGCGGGUUGUGGGAGUGGCUGUACACCGCCCUUGGUUUUUAUUCCUGUUUGAAGGGGAUAAAAUAUAACGGAUCCAAUAAGAUGGCAGACUGUGUCAGCAAGGUGGAGCUGAGUGUCUCCUGUGCUAACCUGCUGGAUAAAGAUGUGGGGUCAAAGUCUGAUCCUCUGUGUGUCCUGCUGGAGAGCACUGGAGGAGAUAAGUGGGCUGAGUUGGGCCGCACUGAGCGUCUGAAGAACAACUCCAGCCCGUCCUUCAGUCAGCGUCUCCGACUGGAUUAUCACUUCGAGAAAGUUCAGAACCUGAAGCUGGGUGUCUACGACAUCGACAACUCUAGCUCUGAUCUUGGUGAUGAUGACUACCUGGGAGGGGUGGAGAUCACACUUGGCCAGAUAGUUUCCAGCAAAACUGUGACCAGACCUCUGCAGCUGAAGAAGGGCAAACCUGCUGGGAAGGGAACCAUCACUAUCACAGCAGAGGAGAUAAAGGACAACAGAGCCAUUGAGUUGGAGUGGGAGGCUAAAAACCUUGACAAGAAGGAUACGUUUGGGAAGUCUGAUCCAUUCCUGGAGUUUUUCAGACAGGGAGAUGAUGGGAAAUGGCAGCUGGUCCACAGGACAGAGGUUGUGAAGAACAAUCUGAAUCCAACCUGGAAGAAGUUCACCAUCCCUCUGCAGACUUUCUGCUACAGCGACCUUGAAAGACCUCUGAAGGUGGAUUGCUCUGAUUACGACAGUGAUGGAUCUCAUGAUCUGAUUGGUUCUUUCACCACUAAAGUCUCCGAUAUGCAGAAAACAGCACACGGCUCACCGGUGCAAUUUGACUGCAUCCAUCCCGAGAAACAGAAGAAGAAGAAGAGCUACAAGAACUCUGGAGUUGUCUCUGUCAAGAGCUGCAAGCUGAUCACUCAGUACACCUUCCUGGACUAUGUGAUGGGCGGCUGCCAGAUCAACUUCACCGUUGGGAUCGACUUCACUGGCUCAAAUGGUGAUCCUCGCUCACCCAACUCUCUCCACUAUAUGAGUCCAGAUGGGCUGAACCAGUACCUGUCUGCUCUGUGGUCUGUGGGCCAGGUGGUCCAGGACUAUGACACCGAUAAACUCUUCCCAGCGUUCGGUUUUGGAGCCAAAUUACCUCCAGACUACCAGGCGGCACACCACGAAUUCGCCCUCAACUUCAACCCAACUAACCCUUACUGCCAAGGCAUCCAGGGGAUUGUUGAAGCCUACAGGAUGGUUUUGCCUCAGCUCAGACUCUCUGGACCAACAAACUUCUCCCCCAUCAUCAACCAUGUUGCCUCCAUUGCUGCCGGUGCCGCACAGGCUAAUGCUGCGGCUCAAUACUUUGUCCUGCUAAUCCUCACUGAUGGCGAGAUCACUGACUUUGACCAGACGAGGGACGCCAUCGUUCGGGCAUCAAGACUCCCCAUGUCAAUCAUUAUUGUGGGGGUAGGACCAGCUGACUUUAAGGCCAUGGAGCUUCUGGAUGGAGAUGACGGUGUGCUUAGGUCAACAGCUGGAGAAUCAGUCGCCAGAGACAUUGUCCAGUUUGUGCCGUACAGACAGUUUGCAGAUGCUCCUCAGGCUGCUCUGGCUCAGUCUGUGCUCGCUGAGGUUCCCAAUCAGCUGGUCUCUUAUUUUAAAACAAGAGGGCUGGAACCACCAAAAUCUCAGGCUGCUGCUAAAUCCUAAACCUAAAAAUCCUAAACAUUCCACAUGCCCUAAAGCCCACCCUCACAUUCCCCCAAACCACUCCCCAAAACCGAAGGCCCACCCUCAUGUCAUUCCAACCCACCACUAGACCACCACAUACCCCCACUCGGCCUUAAGCCACAAAGUUGACCACUCUUCAAGGACCACGCUGAUGUGUUAGCCAAUCACAGAACAGCACUCAGCUGUUAGCCAAUCACAGAACAGCACUCAGCUGUUAGCCAAUUGCAGAACAGCUGUUAGCCAAUUGCAGAACUAACAGCUGUUAGCCAAUUGCAGAACAGCACUCAGCUGUUAGCCAAUCAGGAUGCCACAGGAAAACAUCCCAGUUUUGUUUACUCCAUUUAAGAAUGUCUUUGUUUCCAGAUCUUCGUCUUCUAUAGGUGGAAUGACAAUCUUAGAAUAUAAAUGGCAGAUUAUUUAUUCCUUCUGCUGCUUCCACAGUAUCUAUGCAGAUCACAUGUGUUUGUUAGCAUGUGUUUGAAAAUCAAAGAGCCACACACACACCCACACACACAGGGGAAAAGUGUCUUGUUUUUGUUCCACAUGUAUUCUAACAGAAGAAGAAAGUUACUGACAGUGGAGAUGUGAUCUCUAAAAUCUGUACAGAUGUCUGGGUUUUCUCAUUCGUUUAAAUAUAGUUUUAUCACAGCAGCCCCUAGUGGACAUGAGUGGCACUGCAGCUCCUGGUUCCUCAGUUCUGUGUGUGUGUGUGUGUGUGUGUGUGUGUGUGUGUGUGUGUGUUGCUCUGAUUUAGCUUUUUUUUUUUUUUUUUUUUUAAUGUGCCAAUACCUUGCACUUUGCUGGAAGAUUAUAUUACAAAUGAUAUAUAGCUUUGCACCUACCGCCUUACUAUAGACUUCAAUGCUGCCUUAUAGUGUAGCCUUAGUUUAGCUUCUUUCUUGCUACUUGAGCCUGAAUGUUUCGGGAUAGCUCUCUUGUACUGCUGGUUGUUAAUGCUGCCAUUUUGGCUCCCAGAGCUCCAUUUUGCACAUUAUGUCAGUAACGUUUGCAGGUUACUAGUAAAUCUGAACGUCUGCAAUUCAACUGCAAUCAAUUGAUUGAAAUAGAGUCUAGGUUGGACAUUAAAGAAAAUAUAAUGUGAGCGUUAUAACAAAGCAAUUAGUAUCAAACAUAAUGUGCAAAGUGAAGUCAAACAAAGUUUAGAACAACGACAGUAAAGUGCCUUUUAGAAUAAACCUGAAAACUUUUAACACUUGAAUGAAUCCUGGGAGCCAAAAUGGCCACCUGUGCAGCACAGUGACAUCACUGCUCUCUUUAGAUCCUAUGCAAAUAAGAUGUUUUUGAAGUUGGAAAAAAAUUGUUUCCAAAGCAAAGACAAACACUUUAAAACAUGAAUUUGUAUUUAAGCUUGAACUCCAUAUCACAGCAACAUGUCCAGGCUUUGAAGGAUUAAUGCCAAGGAAAACAAGAGGUGGAAAAGUAAGCAAUUAAUAAUCAGACUAAACUUUUAUGUAACUGAAGUCAUAAAACAGCAGGCAUUGUGGACACUUUAGGAAGCCUUGAGAUAAACAUGGCUCCUACAGCCUGGGAUGCUGGGAUUUAAAACGUGUCAAAAUAUAUGUUUACAGCAUAGUCACAUUUAAUUUUGUUAUAAAAUACUGUUACCACAGCUUCAGCUGUAAAGACUUCUAAACAAUUAUUAGAUGUUGUGCCUUUUUGUUUUUUAAAAGAUUAGCUUGAGAAAAUGCAGGAAAGGAAGGAGGAAAAAUGGGAAACAAAAAGAAGUGCUUGGUUAAACUGAAACCCUCGACUUUGUGGUCAGUGUCUUGACCUCCAAACUCAUGGGGUGGCAAGAUUGAGCUUUUUUUACUCAUGUCACAUCACCACUUUUGUGCAAGAUGUUGAUUUUAAAAAAAAAAGAAGAAGAAAAGUGACAGCUGUUAAUCAACGUUCGCUUUUCACACUAAUUUGAGGUCAAAUUUUUGUACUCUGUAUUGAUUGUAUUUUUAUUUUAACUUGAGCCAAGAUUUCUUGUUUCAGUCUCAUGAAAGCGCUGGUUUGAUUUUCUUCAAUUAAAACUCUGAGAGAUCAGAUCUCCAGGGGAAAAAGGUCAGGCAAAAGUGAUCAAACAUGUUGUUUUAUCUAUUUUUAAUUGAAACAGUAUUUCACCAUGAAUAUGGGUAAUAGAAAGCCACCUCCUCUGCACAGCGUCCUGAUAGACUCACAGGAAGUGAAUCCACCGCUAAUUUUGUUACAGAAGUUCAGAGAUCAGCUGAAUGGGAUAAACUGUUUCUUAUUAAAACACCAUCUCCCUUGUUUUGCUUUACUGUUUGCCAAAAUCCUUUUCCUUGCAGAACUAAUUAUAUAAUUAUCGCAGCAGCACACACAACUUCUGUAUUAACAGCUGUGAUCAGUUCAACAGAAGGAUCAGUUUCAUUUAAAUACAUUUUAAACCACUGCAAAGUUGUUGGUUUUUUUUUUUUUUUUUUUUUUUUUUAAGUUUCACGUAUUGGACAAAAUUUGGGAGAAAAAUCUGUUUUUAUUUUGUUUUUUUUUUUAUUUUGUUUUUUUUAAUUUCUUUUCUGCUCUAUGCCAACUUUUAGGUUGGGAGCUGCUGGUUUAUUUCUGCUGUGGCAAAAGGGUUAGGUUUAGUCUUAGAAACAGGCCUGCAGUAUUUGAAUUUUCUGCAAACAGAAAAUUCUAAAUUUGUUUUAGAAAAAGAUAAUUAAAUCUACUAUUGUUCCGAUUUUAUUUUGGUUGUUUUGGGGUUGUUGUUUUUUUGUGCCAAACAUUAGUAGAUUCAGUAGAAAGUUUGUUUCUUUCAGGUUGUUUUUCACCUUCACCUGGUGCUUCUAAAGGAAGGGAAACUUCUGUUUUCACAUGUUGAUUACUGAAACAUAUUUUUGUUCUACUAAAACAUAUUUUAGGAGACCAUGAUUGAUCACAUUGAUUGGUCACAUGGUGCUGUCGUCUCACAAACCCACAGUAGCAACAAAUUAAGCUUAAGAUUAGGUAUUAAUAAUUAUGAUGAUGAUGAUGAUAAAGCACUACAUCUCCCAUAGUAUUCCCACACUGCUGCAGGCUGUGAUUAGAAUAGUUUGUGGAGCCACAGCAUAAUGUGACUAGCAGCUCCACUGCUCAUUUGGCUAACUGCUAUUGACUUACCUAUGUAACUAAACCAGUAUAACCAAUAAUAAACCUGUCUGUGAAGAAUGCUUGUCUCAAGGCGGUAAUAAAAACUGGGAAA